Messenger RNA from Aphanomyces invadans, 2812 nucleotides. RefSeq lists its product as hypothetical. The record is from RefSeq and is a predicted model, not a curated record. The transcript has 7 exons. Bases 42 to 2591 code for a protein of 849 amino acids. Gene Ontology annotation, biological process: phosphatidylinositol metabolic process. Gene Ontology annotation, molecular function: phosphatidylinositol kinase activity. Lineage: Eukaryota; Oomycota; Saprolegniomycetes; Saprolegniales; Verrucalvaceae.
GAACCUGCACCGUUUCAAUUGAAGAGGUGGCGACGGCCGACAUGCCGGCGGAGGCAACGAAGUACCCGCGGUCGCCAAGCGACGAGGACGGCAUCGAAUUGCGGCCGCUCCUUCAAAAGUCCAGGAGCUUAGGAUGCACGGGUCGUACGUCGAGCUCCAAGAGUCUACGUGACCAUCUGCGUCGCAGCUCGGAAGGCAGCGAAAGCAGCUUCGAGGGUCCGAGUACUUUGGACGAACGAGAGAGCAAGCAGAAGAUGCUGGAGAAGUCUCGGAACGCACUGCUCUUCUCGGUGUUUCUCGUCGUGUUGGGUACGGGCGUUGGUGUCACUGCGGGGGCGUUGUGCACUGCGACGGACCAGUUCAUGGUUGCCGGCGCGGGAGUGUCAUGCCUCUUUUCACUCUCGAUCCUCGCCAGCUAUUCCGAAUGCGCACGGCUGCGCAAGUACCCGAAUCAGCUCAUCGUGCACAAAACUGUCAUCGAUCUCGCCCUCGCCCUGGUCAACAUCGUGCAGUUUGUGCAUGCUUGGUCGCCGAUGGGCCCGUCGCAAACAACUUCCAUCGCUCAAGGGCUCCUCUUCGCCGGCGAGUUUUGGUUCUGCGCCAUGUCUGUGGACCUGAUCCAGUCGGUCACGAAUCCGUUCUCGUCCUUCUCGUACAACCUGCAGGUCUACCGCCUCUGCUCGGUGCUCCUCGGUGUCGUCGGCAGUGUGGUCCUGCCGUCCGCGUCGCCGUCGCCAUCGCUCCUUCUCGCAUCGCUCCCUGUCAUUCACCACAAGAUCCAAAUGUCAUGGGUUAUCUACUACGUGUCUGUUGCGUGCUCCAUGCUCGUGUCCUUUGGCUGCUUCGUCUACGUCCAGCGGCGCCUCGCGACUGGCCUCGAAGAAACAUUUGACACGCGCAAGAAGGUCCUCGCGCACGGGCUUCUCGCCAGCGUGACGUACAUUUCGUGGUCGUUGAUCGCGCUCGCCCUCGUCGCGUCCACCGUGUGGAGUCCGACGUCCGCGGAAUCGUUCCAUGUCGUGCACCUUCACGCGUUUGUGCAUGCCGCGCGAAGCCUCCUCAACAUCCUCGUGUGGGUCCUCACCAACGGCCGCGACCUCGCGGCCAUCUUGUGCGUUUCUCCGGGCCAUGCAUCAUACCACCGUCGCGGCUCGGACGAGUGGACUGUCGAGAACGCGGACGAGCUCCUGAAACCGCAGCUGAACCUGGCGCUCCGUCGCCAACUCAUUCAGAUGGCGACCAAGGGGAUCGUGGAUGCCGUCGAGCACUACCUGCUGCUGCAUCGAUCGAUCCGGACAAACCAGUCGUUCGCGUUGGACUGGGACCCCAAGCAGCGGUCGACAUCCGUGUCGAGCGUCGAUUUCGACGUCCGGCGGCAUCUUCGCUUGCGCCCGAUGGAAGAAAUGCACUUUGAGGACUUUCAACCGCGCAUAUUUGCCACGGUCCGCGCGCUCAGCGACAUUGACGACCACGAGUAUCUCCGGAGCUUUCGGUCGACGGCCAACGAGCGGCUGAGCGAAGGCCGCAGCGGCGCGUUUGUCUUUACAACCAGCAAUCGACGAUUCCUUGUCAAGAGCAUGACGAAGGGCGAAAAAUCGUUCUUGAUCUCGAUCAUGCCAGCGUAUGUGCAAUACCUCAAGUGGAACCCUUCUACGCUCCUCCCGCGCUUCUACGGCGUCCACGCGAUGAAGCUGUACGGCAAGAUGUUUUACGUGGUCGUGAUGGCCAACAUCUUUCCAUCGCGCGAGGUCAUUCAUCGCCGGUACGACAUCAAGGGCUCCUGGAUCGACCGCAACGCCCCCGUCUGCGUCAUCAACGAGAAGUAUCGGUGCGCAAACUGCAACAGGCAGUUCGUGUUUGGGGGCCAGGAAGCGUGCAGCUCGAGCGUCGGCGAACACUAUCCUGACAUUACGCUGAGGGACAACGACUUGAAGAAGCGCAUCAAGCUGCCCCGAGGUAACGAUGAGCUCGAAAGACGGUGUGUCAUGCAUGUGGGGGGGGUGAACGCUGUAGAGACGUCCCAUGCAGUGCUCAAGCAGAUCGCGCGGGACAGCGACUUUCUCUGUGGGCUGGGCAUCAUGGACUACAGUCUGUUGAUUGGGAUGCACUACUCGCAGUUUAAGAUCACCAAGGGCGACGAUCAUCGAACGUACCGCCGAGGCAACGACUCACCUGGACCAACGUCGAAGGUGCAUGGAAGCUUCACUCGGUGGGAUGCCUCGCCACAGUUGACGCAUCGGAGUCGAUUCGAGUCCCAUUCGCUUUCGUCCAACAAACGCCUCGAGUCGUCCCUUGCGCGCGAUGACGAUGCCGACAUAACAGACAGCUACAACCCAUCCAGCGGCUUUGGAUACGUGAACCACCGGUACAAUGCCGACGUCGUGUCCGGUCCGAGCGCGUACUACAUCGGCAUCAUCGACAUUCUUCAGCGAUGGACGCUGAGCAAGCAGUUGGAGCGAGUGUACAAGGUGCACGUGCUGCAGAAGAACGGGCGCGGCAUCUCCGCGAUCCAUCCGAACCAGUACGCGAAACGCUUUCAGAUGAAGAUGUGCCAGCUCCUGUAUCAACCCGAAGAUGGCGAAGAUGACUGAGCGUCAUGGCAAUGCACGGCUCGUUGUUGCAGGAAGAACGAUGCGUCGGUUAAAGGCGCGCACGCCGCCGCCACGACGCGAUGCGCGCAGACGCAUGGUACACCCUUGCCUUGUCGGGGUUGUUGUCGUGGAGCGAUUAAAAGGUUUCUAUUUUGACACUGAAAGUAGUAUCAAAACUCCUGGAAAUAGUAUCAUAUUCCACUCAAAAUAUUCGACUCCUC